Molecule: messenger RNA, 2794 nt
Organism: Hippocampus zosterae (dwarf seahorse)
Lineage: Eukaryota; Metazoa; Chordata; Actinopteri; Syngnathiformes; Syngnathidae
Gene: smad3b
Product: SMAD family member 3b
Exons: 9
Coding region: 221-1498 (425 amino acids)
Biological process (GO): cell differentiation; SMAD protein signal transduction; BMP signaling pathway
Cellular component (GO): heteromeric SMAD protein complex
Molecular function (GO): DNA-binding transcription factor activity, RNA polymerase II-specific; RNA polymerase II cis-regulatory region sequence-specific DNA binding; I-SMAD binding
Source: RefSeq, a predicted model, not a curated record
CGGAUGUUCUGCUCCACUCUGACCGACACUCAGUCAACUUGAGCGGACAGAGGCGUGAGCGUGAGCGCCUCCCGGGUGCCGGCCGUCCGUGUGCCUGAGAAGUCCGGUCUCGCAGCUCAUUUAGACUGGCUCACCGGACUGACAGAAGUUGGCGGUGUUUCGUGUAACACUCGAUCGGAGAGUGAGAUCAAAUCAGCGUUGAUACAUCUCGACAUUUAAAAUGUCCAUCUUGCCGUUCACGCCUCCCAUAGUGAAGAGGCUUCUCGGUUGGAAGAAGGGGGAGCAGAACGGCCAAGAGGAGAAAUGGUGCGAAAAGGCUGUGAAAAGUCUGGUGAAGAAGUUGAAAAAGACCGGACAGUUGGACGAAUUGGAAAAGGCCAUCACGUCACAGAAUGUCAACACCAAAUGUUUAACUAUACCAAGAUCAUUAGACGGUCGACUCCAGGUCUCGCACAGAAAAGGUCUCCCUCACGUGAUCUACUGCCGCCUGUGGCGCUGGCCCGACCUGCAGUCGCACCACGAGCUGCGGGCCGGCGACCAGUGCGAAUACGCUUUCCACACAAAGAAAGAUGAAGUGUGCGUGAACCCCUAUCACUACCAGAGGGUGGAGACGCCAAUUUUGCCCCCAGUUCUAGUUCCACGACAUACAGACAUCCCUGCGGAGUUCCCACCACUGGAUGACUACAGUCCCUCCAUCCCUGAGAACACAAACUUCCCCGCUGGCAUUGAACCGCAGAGUAACUACAUACCUGAAACGCCCCCGCCGGGGUAUUUGAGUGAGGAUGGCGAGACGAGCGAUCACCAACUUAACCACAGUAUGGACACAGGUUCACCCAGCCUGUCGCCCAAUCCUGUGUCACCCACGAACAAUAAUUUUGACCUCCAGCCUGUGACGUAUUGCGAGUCCGCCUUCUGGUGCUCCAUCUCCUACUAUGAGCUCAACCAACGCGUCGGGGAGACCUUUCACGCUUCGCAGCCCUCCCUCACGGUCGACGGCUUCACUGACCCCUCCAAUUCGGAACGCUUCUGUUUGGGGCUGCUGUCCAACGUAAACCGCAAUUCUGCUGUCGAGCUGACACGGAGACAUAUAGGCCGGGGCGUUAGGUUGUACUACAUUGGUGGGGAAGUGUUUGCCGAGUGUCUCAGUGACAGCUCCAUAUUUGUCCAGAGUCCGAAUUGCAACCAGCGCUACGGAUGGCAUCCCGCUACCGUCUGCAAGAUCCCUCCAGGUUGCAACUUGAAGAUCUUCAACAACCAAGAGUUUGCCGCUCUUCUUGCCCAGUCGGUCAACCAGGGCUUUGAGGCGGUUUACCAGCUGACCAGGAUGUGCACCAUACGCAUGAGUUUUGUCAAAGGCUGGGGCGCAGAGUACAGACGUCAGACAGUGACCAGCACCCCUUGCUGGAUAGAGCUGCAUCUCAACGGUCCUUUGCAGUGGCUGGACAAGGUUCUCACACAGAUGGGUUCUCCCACCAUCCACUGCUCCAGCGUGUCUUAAGAGGCAGCCACCAGCCUACUGUGGUUUCUCGCUCUCUCAGCGCAGAUAAGGAAAAGAGACGGUAUUAAUCGGAUCAUCUUCCCUUGCCGUAAUGUUUAACCUCACACACGUGUUACACUUCCCUUUGCACUGUCGACCCAUGUGAUGGUCCUUUGUUCUGCGUCUUCUACUUAUCGCUAUUCUGUUCAUUUUCAGACGCACACACAGCCAUUUCUUUAAUGUCACUGAGAUAUCAAGUAACCCGUGCGUCGCAGCAGUUUUGUGUUCGUGGAGAUGCCACUGCGGUUCCGUCAACAAAGGCAUGAUGGGACAUUUUCAUGAAAAUUGGCGGAGGGCCAGGGCAGAUUGAGGCAAUUUUACUUUCAGCUUUUUUCUUACAUUUUCAUUAAUUUUUCUCAGGAAGUACAACAGGAACCUGAAUACAAAAUUAGCUACUUUGUAAAUGUUCCGGGAAUAGAGCAUCCCUCCCACACUUGCCGGUUGGCGCGACAACACUAUUUGAUACAUUUUAAAACAUUGAUUCUAUGAAUUAAUUAUUCUGUUCAACUGGUCGAUGUGUUCCAGUACAAUUCUUUUUAAAACGACUGCGUUCAAGGUGAUAAAAUUCAUGCAAGUCUUAAGUACAAGGUACUUCCCCCCCAUAAUAGUUCAUCAUAUUAAUGAGGAUUACUUAAUUGAUGUUUUAUCUAUUAUAAACAAGAUCAGGCCAAUUAUUUCUUGGUUUAUUUAAAAUAAAAACUUGUAAGAAAAACUAUUUUGCGCUGUAGAAAAUACAUUUUCUAAGUUAUUUUUGCAUAUUUGUCCUGCUUGGGAAUAUAUUUUUUAUUAUUGCCUCAGUAUGAUUGUACAUAACUAUUUAUAGCUUGUGAUUUCUUGUAGUUACGCAUCAAUGAAAACGGGGCUGCACCUGACUGACAGUAAGGCACAGGCGGGUUAAUCCGUGGCCGACCUUCUGUGUGAGUGAAUGAAGCACUUUCGAUUGGUGUACUGUACAGCUUCAGUUUAAGUCAUUUAUUGUGUGUUUGAAAAUGUUAUGUUCAACGCUACAGUGUAAGGCAUAAGUAAUUUGCCUGCAGUCUUUGAAGUUGUAAUGUCAAUGAAUAUUCACACUCUUGACAGUACACCGUCCAAUCUCUUCGGUCACUCGCGCAGUAUAUUGGGUAGAUGACAGAGCUGCGUCUGCUCUUGUGGUCCUCUGUCUCAUGUACACGCAUUGUUUAGUCACUUGGCUGAAAUACAUUCUUAGGCGGCCUUUUACUUUAUGCAAAAAUGUCUAAUAAAUGGAGUAAAAAUAAA